This is a messenger RNA of Paramuricea clavata, 13593 nucleotides long. The record is from the annotation of a GenBank genome assembly. Lineage: Eukaryota; Metazoa; Cnidaria; Anthozoa; Malacalcyonacea; Plexauridae.
AGCGAGUUCCGCUUCAGAAUACACUUAGAAUGCAGUUAUCAUUUCUUAAAAUAUUUCGAGUGCGGAAAAGCAAAGGUAAAGAUUUCAAUGUCUUGUUUUUUUUUCUGAGUGUGCAGGCUCAAAUUCUGCUAGAGUCGACUCCGAAUGCUGAUAAUCAAUGCUAGAUACUGUGCACACGUAUGAAUCUCUGUUGCAUUUUCUCAACAAGAUCGCAACAGCUGUUACAAGGUUGUCACUCACAACUUGUAGAAUUGCAGGACGAUAACAAGUUGUUCGAAGUAUGUUGAAUCAACAACCUUAUAUUAACAAGUUGUGAACAAACCUUUGACAACUUGUCAACCAGCUGGCGACAAGCAGUGCGAACACAUCCUGAUAACAAGAUAUUUAAACAGCAUUGGAACGUCUGUUAGAAGUUUGUUAAAAACUGUGCUUUCGUAUGUGGGUAACUGUUAUGCUCGGGCGUUCAUUUUGUAUUUUAUAAUAAAUGGUUCUUCCUUACACUAUAUUUCAUUGUGAUUUUUGGUAGGAGCAAAUCGAAAAUGCACAAAAGUGUGUCGGACUUGAACUUUACUUAGAAGGUGAGUGUUUCGAACAUUAUAUCACGUGUUCCGUGUAGAAGACAGUAUACGUUGAUGUUUGAUGCUUUUUAUCGUAGGGGCUCUUGGAAAAAGAACGAAGUUUCAACAAAUUGAUUAUACACAGCUGUUAGCGAAAACAAAGAUAGAUAAUUGUACAGGUAUAUGUUAAAAUGCUUCUUAGUAACGCCACUUCAGGGUAAGGGCCUCCUAAACUGGAACUCGCCCUUCCCUGGGCCCCCAGUACCUUGGGUUCGAUUAAAAUUAAAUGGCAUUACUUCAGUUUAACUGAUUCAUUACCAAGUAUAAAUAAUAAACAGAACAUUGCACAGUCUUUUAAAGAUACGCAUUUUCUGCCUUUGUGUUAUUGUGUGUAGACUCUAAGAGCGAUAUGCCUAUAGAACGUAGCUAUAACAAUUUAUUAUCCAAGCUUCGGGGCCCAUGCUGAUUAAAGGGUACAGAGGCGGUGCCCAAUGAAGUUACGCCACUGUGUUGUUAUAAUAACGGUAGCCUGCGUAGCAGACGUUUAGUGCGUGCGGGAGAAGAAAGGGCUUUACGACGCCCUCUCUUCUCCCGCCCGCACUAAACGCCUGCUACGCAGGAUAUAAUAACGGUGGCCAUUAUUGUAUACUUGAUUUUUUGUAGAAAAUGGAGAAAGUGAAAAACCGGAUUUCGAAACUUUACCGAAGGUAAACGUCAGAGUAGCUGUAUUUUCUGUAUUUUUGAACUGAGGCGAGAAUGGGGCACAUGAAACUCCCACACUCCAUUUGACAUUUACAUUACCAUGGUGAUACAUAUGAGCCAUGCUGCAUGCAGGCUAUAAAACGUAAAGUUGGUGCUAUACGCACGUAAAAACGUACAAAUUGUUACAGGUCUGCUAACAAGUUUUUACAAAUCUGUUCACAAGCUGUUGACAACUUGUGUCCGCACUGCUUGUUCGGUUGUUCCUAGUUGUUGUAACAAGUUUGGAACAAGAUGUUAACAACUUGCAACAAGCUUGACGAUAUUAUCAGACUUGUUUCAAGGUUGUUCUGACAAUUCUGAUACAGUCAUGAUAUAACAAGAACGUUACAAGGUUGACGACACAAGGUUGUAACAAUAUUGUUAUAUCAUGACUGUAUUCUUGGGUUUCACUCAUAGAUAUCUUAUAUACACUAGAUAGCGCAUCUCUUUUAGUAAAAUUGAAGCCAAGAGUAUUCCAGCGGUUACCCCCAUUUGAAUAGAUGGCGGCCAUGUUGGUCGUUCCCACUUGCUAAUUUACGGUUAAAAACAACAAUAACUUUCAUCAUUUGAAUAGUUUAAAAAGUAUUUGGAAUAGGGUUAACUUAAUGUUUACGUUCCCUGUUUAAGAAAUAGAAAACAUACGAAUCUUCUCAUUUCAUGGGAACGACCUGAGACUGCAAUCACGGCUUCAAGUUUUGAAUUGCAGAAUAAUUAGAUGCACUAUCUAGUGUAUAUAAGAUAUCUAUGGUUUCACUACAGCAUUAUGCAGUGAAUCUGACGAGGGGUCAGCCUCAAGUAUAUUGAUGCUUAUGCUGUACUGGAGUGAGAAAAUGAUACGAAAUUCCAUGUAUUGCCACCAAACGCAAGGCUAAUAGAUAAAACGAACAAUCGACUCACUCUGAUAACUGUGUUUUGUUUUAGAGUUGACCCCCCGUCACUUCUGUGACGUCAUAUAAAACCCAAGAAUUAGACUUGUUGGAACAACCUUGCAACAAGUCUGAUAGUAUCAACAAGGUUGUUACAAGUUGUUAACAGCUUGUUCCAAACUUGUUGACAAAUUCACACUUGCUCGACCGCGAUGGGAAUCGAACUCGUGACCUUACUAGGUCAAGUCGGUUCGAGUUGGUGACUCUCUCCUCCGCAGAGGCUUUAGUUUUCUUAGGAUUUAAUAUCACGAUGAGAUACAUUUCACUACACUUUACAUGGCGGAUCUUGGAACACGAGCGUAGCCGCUGGGCGAAGGAGCGCAGGCGGCAAAGGAGAGUUAGUGAUAUUUCAGAACUCAGUCUAGAGUUUCUUCGAUAUCUGUCUAUGUCUAACGUCUGGUUGUCGUGGUGUUGAAUUCGGAUUUUUAUUAUUUUUGUUGAUGUUUAUCUGAAUGUUUCCACGCUGGGCAAAAUUGCUUUACGGAUGUGGGAAUCGAACCUGCGACCACACUAGGUCAGGUCGGUUCGAGUGGGUAAUAUUUCUGUGGGGGAAAAUGAUGAUAACUCCUAAACCAUAGUGUAAAUGUGUUUUUAUUUUAGGAUGUGAUGUUGGAUGAUGACACACUUUUGAACAAACCAAAACUCACUGAUCCUGACAAUAAUAUCCAAGGCCCACUCACUUCCUUACAUUUAGCCGCCGUCCUAGCCACCUGGUGAGUCCCACUGACCUUUUAACCAUGUGUUACAAUCUUGGCCAAAGUUAACAAAACGACUACCGACUUUUGCUCGGUUUGUAUAAUUAUAUCAACUGCAUGCGUGUCAUGUAUUUUUACAGUUUUUACAAGCUGAAAUCUCAAGCACAUCAUGAACUGUUGGAUGAGGAAAUUCUUGCUAAUGUGACGGUAUGAUACAAGAAUUUGAGGAGUAAUUGCUGCAUGCGCUGCAGUGUAGUGAGUAUUGCCCGUGGUUUAUAUGACUAUAUAUAUGGAUUACCUGGAAAGCUGCCGAAGAGCCUUCGCUAUAUAUUCAGCUAAUUAAAAAAAGCUUGUCCUUUGAAAACCCUCAAACCUUAAACUGUAAGUGUGCAAAGCAUAAUGGGAGCUGCAUUUAAUCAUUUUAGAAAUCAUAUAUGGGGUCCAUUUCGUACAGACAUGGUAAAUAUCUCCUUACGAGAACAAUUCAUUCACAAGUAUAGUAGCUGCCAAUAUUUAACUACUAAGCUUGAAACUUGUGCUCCCAUUAAGCUUAGAGUUUAAGGUUUAAGGUUUAGAGUUUAAGGUCUUUCAAAGGACAACCUUUUUUGAAUUUGCUGUAUACCUUUUUGUUGGUAGUUCUGACAGAAACCACGGCAGCUUAUUGCAGAACAAUACCUACACUGGACCUCAACGUUUGAGAUAUCGUUUUCAGGUAGUUAAGACACAAACCACGGCAGCUACAGUAAUUGUAGAAUACUAGUGAGCUUAACCAAGUGACGUUUUUGUCAACGCGGACGUCACCUGAAAAUUGGUAUAACUAAUUUUGGCGGCAUUUUGCAUCAUAGCGUGGUAAAUCUUCUUGGGUGUUGACGAUUGCCACAAACAGAUACAAACACAGUUUUGAAUCCAAUUCCCCCUCAGCAAUCUGACGUCCGUGUUGACAAAAAGUCGCUUUCUUAAUUAAGCUCCCUAUAUUAUCUACAGUGCACUAGAACUUCGCGUUUGAGAUAUCAUGUUCAGGUAGUUCAGACAGAAAAACCACGAUGCACAACCGAAUGCCGAACUUUUGCCGUUUCAUGUUCUUGAGUUAUACAGCACAUGUUUGCAGUAAAGCCAUUCUGAAACGGGCCUUGUUUCACUCCACGUGUAGUUAAUUCUAUCACAGCCGAAAGUUUGGAGCGUGCAAUCUCUUGCUUUGUUGUUACGAAGUAAAUAUGAAAAGAAAUCAUCUCGAAGGAAAGAACGCAGUAUGAUGCAAAUUCAGGUAAUGACGUAAUUAUCCAUUUUAACGAUCCAGAUAUACAAAUUUAUCAAAUCGUAAAUGGUACAGAAUUUUUCAUUUUUCUCUAAAGAUAUAUAAUUUAGUUUAGUUUAGUUUAAUAGAUUUACUGUACCACAGAUUACAUACGAAACAUAUUACAGACAGUAGUUACAUGUACAGUUUCUGGCAGGGAAUGAAAACAGGACAAAAGUCCCAAUUGACAUUCAAUCCCUUAUAUACAGUAGCACAUUUCUUCGAAAGAUAUAUAGCAUACUUCUUAAGUUAUGAUUUCUCUCUGUUUUAGCAACUAGUUGAUCAGUAUACUGAUUCGAAGGCAAAGGUUAGUUGUUUUGUCAUUUAAAUAUCUUGGAUUUGCUUGUCAAAAUUUGUCUAAGUAAAAAUUUUUUAUCAAAUAUAUACAAUUCGUAAUAGAUAGGUAUACAGUAAUAGUUUUCUGAGUAGCUAUGGCACACAGGUCAUGCUAUGCAAAUUUUUAAUCAUUUGCAUUCAAACCUUCAGAAAUGUAUUGUUUUUAACGUAUUUAGAUGCAGGUUUAUUAGCAUAGCAUGACCAGUUGCCAUGGCUAGCUUUGCUUAAAUUUCUAGCUAAAAGGAUAUACUGUACGUGACUGGCAGUAAAUUUGUUUUGUGAUUAAUUAUAUAUAGUUGAAGGGUAUUGUAGAUGGAAAUUAUAGAGUGGAAAUAAAAAAUACAUUUAUUAGACCUAAUCGGGAACAGAAGCGAAAAAUGCAACUUUAGGUCCCUGACAGGAAUCCAACCUGUGGCCCUGCGCAGGACCGCAGCCCACAGGUUCGAUUUCUACCAGGGACCUAAAGUUGCAUUUUUCGCUUCUGUUCCUCGUUAGGGUCUAAUAAAUGAAUAUAAAUUUCCACUCGAUAAUCCCUUCAACUGUAAUAAUAUUCAAUCGAGUGAGAUACUAACAAAAUCUUGAUAUUAAUGAACUCUUUUUGGAUCUUUAGUUAUCACAGAGACUAGAAUUGUUUUACAGUGUUUUAUUUCCUGCCAGAUGGGAAGUGCAGGUUUGUUACUGAACUGAACCAAACCAUUUAAUAUACUAGAUACUGUAUUUCUAUCGGUUCUAAACUGUUCUCCCACAGGUGCAGUUUACAAGUCAAUUUCAUGUAAUCUUUAUUAGCGAGAGCUGGCAAGUCUUUAUAUCGAACUUGGUGUUACAAAAAGUGCCCUGGAUGUUUACGAAAGACUACAUUUGUGGGAAGACGUUAUCAAGUGUUAUAUAUCUUUAGGAAGAUUUGAAAAGGUAAACAUAUAGACAGGCUCAGAAAUAAAUGGUGGGUCCCGUUCUGAUUGUAUUCAAAACGCAUCAGGGCUGCAUCUGUGACAUAAUUUUGAAACGCACUUACAUGUAGGACGAAUUGUAUUGCAAAUCUUACCCGGGACACGCUGGGAACGACAGACGGAACGCAAGUGUAACCCAAUUACGAAACGCGUCCCAACACAUGUUUGCAAUUACAGUACUGUAGGUAAUAUUCUUAGCAGUACCAUACUGUAUCUAAGAUUAUGACGAAGUUAUAUGAUUUGAAUCCCAAUGAAUUAAACUGCCCAUGUGUUCAUAUGAAUCUAUGUUGCUGUGUAUUUCAAGGCAGAAUCUGUGGUGAGAACCCAGCUGAGCAUCAACGAAACUCCAAAACUUUGGUGUCUACUUGGUGAUGUCACUAAAGUAAGUUUGAAUUCUGUUUGAAUUUCUAAUCAGCAUGAAUAGGCCGUAGAUUAUGUCAAUAUACCUACUAAUCUAAUGCAUUUUUAUAUGUAGCUAUUCCUACCCAAUUCGUAUUUUCAGAUAAUUCCGAUACUGUACCUAGUUACCAUGCACUGUCCUCAUAAAGGUGACCAAGCAUUUAGAUUAAGACACACAGAAGGUCGACUCAGCCAAAAAAACGUAACCGCUGCCACGUCAUGGUUCGUCAUCAAAAUGCUGACGCCAUGGCCCUUAGCCAUUAUCAGGGGGUGAAUGCCUCUCAUAAGCGCACUAGCUAGGACCGUGGUGACGAAUUAAAAAGGGGAAAGCCCUGGGAACGAGGUUGGACGAAUUACGGUUACGCCAAAAUCAUAGGAAAAACCAAGAAGUCGGGCUUCUGUAUAGUUUCUAUUCUGUGCCAUUGGGUAGCAACAAUCUAAUCAGGUGCUUCUUUGUUUUAAGUCGCAUUAUUUUUUGGACAUCUGUUGAGUAACAACUUGCUUUAUCUAUUUCUAGGAUGAGGUGCAUUACAGGAAAGCUUGGGAUAUAUCAGGGCAUCGUAGUGCGAGAGCACAAAGAUCUUUGGGAUACUUAUACUUACGGGAUAAGAAGGUACUGUACAGUAAUAUAUAUGUUAUUGCAAUUAUUCAUAAAUGGCUGUAAACCUACAUUUAUAAUCCUAAAAAUCCCAAUAAAUUGCUGCACAUUUAAACACAUCGAAUUCCGUGAAUUUAUUUUUCCCCAUUAUAUUUUAGUUUGAAGAAAGUAUUCCGUGUUUUCAGAAAUCACUAGAAAUAAACUCGCUACAGGUAUGUAGGCAAAAACUACUACUGUAGCCUUUCUUUCAUGCCUGCCAGGCUGCAUCCUCAUCUAAAUAUUUUUAUACUGCUGCAGGGACCGGUUGUUCAAAGCUGGAUUAGAGCUAGUCCUGGGUUAAAAUGUAACCCGUUGUUUUGGUUUAUGUAUUUCUGCACGUCUGUUUAUUUCAAAACCUCAGGAAAGUCAACGUCUAAUCGACCCAGCCAAGAUUUCUGAAGAAACGUUUCUAAAUUUAUAAACAAGCUGUUGGGAAGUUUGCUUAGAAGUUUAUAGGUUAACCUAGGGUUAAAAUCGGCUUUCGAGCAACCGGCCCCUGUAUUUUAUAUCUUAACACCGUUUGUUUUACUACUUAGCAUUUGGUUAUACGAAUAAGUUUAAAAUCUAUUUUGGUAUAUUAUACCACCGCUGGUUAGAAAAGCGGUGUUUUUACAAUCUACGAUUAUAUACUAUUGAGUGUGCAUGGUGAUUCGAUUAUGUCAAACUCGUUAUCGAGUAUUUAUCUUUUGUUAGAAAAUGUUAUAACUAAAACAUAUGUAGGGCUUAUGUAACUUAUGUAAUUGUGCAAAUGUUUUCUUUAUAUGUAUAAUGCGUCAUCGGGAUGCGAAUGAAAAAGUUAAAAACAGGUUUUCGAAGUAUUCUUUUUUCUCAGGAAAAUGUUUGGUUUUCUCUUGGUUGUGCUGCUAUGUUGACAGCAAAACUGGAAGUGGCUGCAAAAGCUUUUCAUUGGUGUGUCUCAAUGAACCCGGAUGUAAGUUUUACUGUAAUUGAUUUGUCUUUAAUAUCUUUCUCGUAACUUUAAUAAGAUGUUUUCAUCACUGUUAUUCAUCUACAACUAUUUUAGAAUUCCGAAGCUUGGAAUAAUUUAUCGUCGGUAUAUAUUAAAAUGAAAAAAAAGUUAGUACAGUAUCUGUAGUAAUGGACAUUUUGAGUACGUUUGCGUACUUAGGCUAGUUCCACUUUCACCUUAAAACUAACAUUUUAUGUUGGUAGAGAUCGAGCAUUUCGGACACUUCAAGAAGCAUUGAGAUCUAAUUAUGAUAACUGGCGUAUGUGGGAAAAUUUUCUAGUGGUGAGUGCACUAUGUUGUAAAACAGAAACUAUAUAGAGACGAUAUUAUGAUCGAAAAAAUACAAAAAAAUCCUUUCGAUCUGACUUCAUUCCAGUUUCACGUAGCCUCGUCCCCAGGGUCUCUCGGUCCCGCUGUCAUAUGUAGAUCUUGGGAUACUUCAGUAGUUUCAAGUGUAUAUGCUUGUGAAUUGAUCGCGCUAUUUUAACUCUGGGACGACAAGCAGAAGUAUUAUGAAGAAACGCAAUAUUUGUUUUGACAUAUUUUGACAGAAUAAUGUUCUCUGAGAAGCCAAUCAGAUCUCCCAUUUCGAUCGUUUAAUUCCAGGGCCUAAUUUUCAGCCAGUGAUCGAGUGGUCACGAGAGCAAGCUGAUGUAAACGGGGGCCUAGGUUAAUUUGUGAUACGAUUUUUCAGGUGAGCACGGAUGUAGGAGCUUUUGAACAGAUUAUUCAAGCCUUUCACCGCCUGAUGGAUCUCAAGGAGAAAUACCUAGAUGUUGAGGUUUGUAUGUCUGUAUGCUAUAGACGGAUGAGAUCGAACUUUCCAAUCUUACUUUCCAAUUACUAAAAAUAAAAUUGUUGGAGAUAACAGUUAGUUAGUGUAUGCUUAUGCAUUGGAUUAUAUUGUUUUCAGAUUCUUGGGAUACUUGUUCACUCUGUAAUCAGCGGUAAAGAAGACAAUAAAGGUUUACCAGGUAAAUAAUACUCGGCCAGUAUUUUUCAAUAACAUUUAUUCCAGAAAAUAGCUAAGAGAGACAAACUGCUCAAUUGGUCAUCCGGAAAAUCGUAGCUGUUUUUAUUAUCGGGUGAAAGAAAUUUCUGAUCGUGAAUUUGCAUUAAAUUCGAAACACUGUAAGAACUUCUACCCAACUGGUGCAUGCAACAAAAAUGGCGUUAUAUAUAUGCAUAUUAAAUAAAACAUAGGGAAUAAUGAUAUAUUUUCUUGUUAUUCUAUUUAAGCAUCAAGGUUAAAAACAAUUGUGAAAGAACUCAUGGGAAGAAUUACCUCGCAGGUACUGUUGACCAUUGCGGGGGAAACCUGCAGUGUUUCGUGGAUUCAAAAUGCAAGCACUCUUCUCACAUGUGACUGAGGUGAAAUUUAUGUUUAGAUCAUUGGAUCAGACAAAUGCAUAUUCCGGCGGCAGAAUUAGGUGACUCAUUCCAUAACUACUAUACUUCUGUACCAACACCUCCAAACAUCUUUCUUAUGUAGAUUACAGGGAAUGCUGAAGUUUGGAAACUUUACUCAGACUUUUACAAAGAUGGUCAGUCAGAAGAGGAGAAAGAUAAGGUUGUUUUAUUGAUGAUAUUCUUUGAACGAUAUUCUUUGUGCAGUUUACAAUAUUACAAUUAGGUUUUUUGAUGGUUUUUUUACAAUGUUUCGUACAGUUUUUGCAGUUCCUAGUGAAAGCUAAUGGAGUGAAUAUACAGAGUCCAGGUUGGGAGAAAAGUCAGGAAAAGAUCGAAAAUGUGGUUAAAAUUACCAUAGAAUUGGCACAAGGUUUGAAAAGUUCACAUUGUUUACUAAUUCUGCACUAGGUGGUAAAAUGUGCACUUUUUUCAUAUCUUAAGGGGUAUAGUUACCAUAUUUUUAAAUUUCCAGCCUAUCUCGACAAUGCCCAAAGGCAGGAGCAAACGACACGUGCUAUACAGCUUUUAUCUUCUUCAAAGUUAAACCUAAGAGGUCUAAUUACUAAACUAAAAGUAAGUGUAUUAAUCAUAAAAAAUUGUUUUGCUCCAUUUUACUUGAGUUUAUACAACCAUACACCCAAGUUAUCCUUAGGCUGUCUCGUAUAACCAGGACCGAACAGCGUAUCUACAGCGUAUUCAACAAUUCUUUCACGCGUGGAACUCAACAUUUUAACUUUCUUUAUAUUUACUUUCCUUUUCAGAAAAAUGCUGAUUGCCAAAUAACAGAGGAGAUGGACAAAUGUUUUAGUGAAUCGUUAUCAAAACUCGAAGCAGAGCUCGUGAGAACUGUAAAUGCGAUAGAUAUUUUAAAAUCUGGAUCCACACCGUAGCCUAAAGAGAUGGGUGCAUUGUAAACCCAGUUGGCCGCCGUCUAAGUCAUCGCUUAAACCUGAAUAAUGCAAGGUUGUGCAUGAUUUUGUGUAUGAUGCAGCCACGUACUUCAUGCAUGUAAGGUGUAAGGGAAAAAGCUUCUGCGGAGGAGAGCAACUACCUAAAGGCGGUUUUCCACUAGGCGAAAUUUUUCGACCGAAUCGAAGUUUCUCUUUGUUUCAUGAGCUCUCGAGCAGAACUAAUUGUAAAAAGACAAAGAGAAAUUUCGUUUCGGUCGAAAAAUUCCGCCUCGUGGAAUCAGGCCUUAAAGAAUGGAGCAAAGUUCAACAUUUCGAACUGGAGUUUGUAGUGAAGGGUUUGGUUUUUCGUUAGCAUUCCCUCCUGUUUAUCAUUAUAGCAGGAGAGAUUAGAAAACCAAGUAUAAUCUUCCUCAAGACAUUGAGUGAGAUUAGAAAACAAAGCUUGUUCGUUCCUUGUGCAUGUGUAAUGAGGAAAAUACGGGAUUAAAUUUCCUUGGAGAAAAAAGAAUCCGAAGUGCAUCAGCACGAUAUUAUCAUGCAGCCUAUUCACCAGUCAUCUUGUAUCUGUUGAUUCAAGCCAUCAACUUACAGUACGCAUUGUAUAACAACUUACAUUUAAUAUCCAUUCCCCAUAUAUAUACAAUUCAAAAUUAAUUAAUUUUUGGAUUACUAUAGAAUUCGAUAUAUUUAUAUAUAAAACCUCAUUAGUUCAUGUCUACUUCGUGUGUUUUGUAACAAAGCGAUCCAUUGGUUUCCGUUUAACUGUUCUAUUAGUAUUUUUAGAGGAUUCCCUUUUUCGUUUCUUCGAUGAUUGCUUCGCUUUAUUAGUUUGUUGCCCAGAAUCAUAUUUUAAGACACCUGGGACAGCUUGCUUGCUUAGACACGUGUCAACAUGCCGGUUCAUUUGCAGAAGUGCAUUACCAGAUCUGAAAGUCAAAUCUCUUCCACAAACUGGACAAUUGAAAGUGGUCGGUUCCUCUCUGGAAACGGCCUGGUUGGAAGAUCUUUCCGUCUUGGCGUUCCCGUGGAAAUUAUGGCACCCGAGCUGGUCGGAUGGUACGUGGUCAUUCGUGUACUCUUUGGACGUGCUUGGGUGAUCAUCUAAUACCGUCAAAUCGCUACAAAUCUCUGAAUGUCGAACUUCAUCUUCCCUGCUCAUGGACCCAUGUUCCAGGCUAACCUCCUGCUCAGGACCACAUGCUUUCGAUGAUUCUGCAGCCUGGGAUGCAUUCAGGCUUAUUGAACGUUCUCGUACACUCCCAUUUUUCUUCAUUAAACUUAUAAUAGUCGGCUGUUUACUUUCAUUGACCAUUCCCUUUUCGCACAAUUCUGCUGCUCUGACACCCAUUAGUCUUAAACGCAACGGUUCUGGACUAGACGAUCGGAUCUCGUUGACAAGUAAUUUCUUGGCGUGAGAAAAUAGCUCCUCGGUUUGUUGAACAGGAAACGAUGCCGUAACCACUCUUGUUUUAACUUCGAAGUUAAUUGUUUUCAGCUUGAUGCCGAUUUUCCGUGCCGUUAAACGGUGCGCCUUCAGACUUUCGGAUAGCUCUUGGCAGAGUUCGUGGCAUUUUGCCAAAUGUUCCUCGGGCUUGUUUAUUUCUUUAAAAGUUGUCUCGGUACUCAUACUCUUUCUUUCUCGAUCGACGUCGACGACAGUUGAACCAAGACCUAAAGAGAUUUCUAAAUAGUUCGUGCAGGCAUUGGGGGUGAACAACAAUUGCAUCAAAUGUCGUCGGUCAUAUAAUUCGGAGCAGGUGUUGGCCUUUAAAACGGAGGUCAGGAUUUGUUCGCUAACCCGACCAAUCCCGAACGCUUUUCGUAGCGGCAGCUCACGAACGAAAUCCAUGAUUUUGUCUCUCUCGGGUUUGAGGUAAAACUGACCAUUAGGUUUGUUUUUGUCCGAACAAACUUUUGCCAGAAACAUGUUUGGUGCAAUCCCUGCACUGGCGGUAAGUUGUGUUUUUACUUCUAUUUUUCUUCGCAUUUCUUUUACAACCUCCUCAACUUUGUUGUAAAACAUCUCUUGUUCGGCUACUGCAGGUUCUUCGUGUAGGAAGCUAGUGUCAUUUUCACUCGAACCAUGGCCAAAAUCCCAAUCACUUUCCCCUUGAGCUUCAGAUUGCCCAACCGUGAUCAUGCCUUCACCUUUUUGUUGGUUGAAAGAAUUUUCGUCAAGUUCAUGUUUGGCAGUCUCUGCUUUCAAUGGGAUUGGCUCUAGUUCUAUAUCACCUUUUGUCUCUUGAGCUUCCGUUCUAUUAGGCCUGUGUGUUCCUUCAGAAUCCUUUUCAUUCUGUUUGUAUUUUGUCACAUCGUCAUCAAAGGCCCUUUCUACUUUCACCUGUUUUGUAACUUCAAAAUCAUGAUUGGGCAAUGCUUCAAUCUUGCUUGUUUCUUGUUUAACUUCCACUAACUUUGUUUCUUGUUUAACUCGCACUAUAAACUUUGCAUCUUUUGCAUUUUCGGUUUUUGUCUUGUCAUUCUCUUUUGUCUCAGCACAAACGUUUUCUUGUGUAUCAGUGCUUUCAAAUUUCACCCCGGCAAUCUUCCCUGUGUCAUGUUUCCCUUCAAUAUCUUUCGAUUCUUCCUCCUUAACUUCACCCAUUCUCUUAUUUUGUCCUUCAUUGCCCCUCAAAUAAUCCGUUAUAUCCAGAUACGCUUCAUCGAGACUCAUGGGUAAGAAAUUCCGAUCAUACUCGGCCAGCACUUCUCGAAUUUCAUGACUAAUUUUAGUGUACUUGUCAAAAUUUGUGCGCACUAUCGUCAAAUUCGGGCAAAGUUUCUUAGCAAUGAACCCAGGCAUACCAGCGCGGACACCAUAACGCCGUGCUAAAUAGUUAGAAGUACACAACAUUGCACUACCCCCCACUGCCAUUGGUUUUGACUUCAAACUCGGAUCGUCACGCAUUUCAACCGCUGCGUAAUACGCGUCCAUAUCAACAUGGACAAUAGUACGUGACAAAUCUCGUCCUUGCUCUAACUCUUGGACAAUUUUAUCCGCAGCUUGUUUUGCUUUAACUUUCUGUUCAUUGGUGAACGACGCCAUUUUCCUUUGCAAUUCUUCUAUUCGUUUUUGAACUUGUUUUUCUCUUUUCUUUUCGUUUUCAUAAAAUUUCGAUCCUUUGCUUGCUUCGAGGAUAAUUUGAUUGAUUUUGUCCUUGUCUAAACCGUCCAUUCCGGCCUUAGUCGUGUUCAAAUCCAUACGCGAUACUUUUCGCUCAUUUGAAUUAUUUUCUGCGACAAUUGUCAUAGCUUUUCCCAAAUUUACAACCUCUUUGUUAGUGUCAGCACUAAGAGGGGUAGUACUGGAAUUUAUAUACGUAGAAAUAUCAUCAUUUUCAUCAAACUUCCAAUCAUUUUCAAAGUUUUCCUCGUCCGAUAAAAAAUCGAACUCCUCGUUGGACGCCAUCUUGAUUUUUCCCGUUGUUUCGAAAACUCACGAUAGUUCACGAUUAUAUCCGAUUUCUCGCCGAAUGCCCUCGUGGUCUUUCUUUUCCUCCAAAACAUUUCGGAAUUGAAUUUCAAGUGUUCUUCGGCACGAUUCUUCGUUUGCAGGGUACUGUAUAAACUUGUUGCUUACAAAUGUGAUCAUUCAUAAAUCAUAACUGCUGAUGAGGUAAAAAUUUUUUUUAAAUAUUCUUGUGGUUGUCCUGGGAUAGCCUAUCCGUAUCCGAUCCCGGAUGGGUUAGACUCAUGUAAACUUGUUUAUAUAUUUUUCAUGAACCAUUCUAAAUCUCUUCAUGGGCAUAUUUUGUUUGUGUAUUUUGGUA